UGCAGGGUUUGUCAUUCCCACGACACCACUCACAGGUGGUGGGUACAUUUGUAAUAAAAUUUAACUCAAGUAAAUAAGUUAAUGUGUAUUUAAAAAGUACAACUACAAAUUAAUCAACUGACAACCGGAAAUUGACUGGAUUUAUUUUUUUUUUUUUUUAAUAUUAUUUUCCUCAACGGAAAACGGAACAAAGAACGGAAGGAUAUUGUAUUAUUCUUCCUUGGAAAAUAAAAGUAGUUUGAAUUUUUUUUAAUUUUAAUAUUGAUCAACAUGUUUAAGUUAAUUUUGGGGAUUGGCUUAUUGGCAGUAACAUUGGCAAGACCAGAGCCACCUGUUAAUUCUUAUUUACCACCGGGUAGAGGUGGUAAUGAUAAUAGUGGUGGAAAACCUGGUAGUUCAUAUGGACCACCAGGUGCUGGAAAUGGAGGAUUUGGUGGUGGUGAUUCAUUUGGAGGACAACUUCUAACUGAAGAUAGACCUCCAAGUACAGGAAAUAAUGGUUUUGGUUCACAAAAUAAUGGUGGACAAGGUAAUCAGGGUUAUCCAUCGAGUGGAAAACCAUCAAACUCUUAUGGACCUCCAGCUUCAGGAAGUGGUGGAUUUGGUUCACAAAGUGGACAACAAGGAAAUAAUUUUGGCAGACAAGGCAAUCAAGGAGGUUCAUCAGGUGGAAGACCAUCAAAUUCUUAUGGUGCUCCUGCUGCUGGAAAUAGUGGAUUUGGUUCUUCAGGUGGUUCAUCAAGCGCAAGACCAUCAAGCUCUUAUGGAGCACCAAAUUCAGGAAAUGGAAAUAGAGGAUCACAAGGUGGUUCAGCUGGUGGAAGACCAUCUAGCUCAUAUGGAGCACCAGGAUCAGGAAACAAUGGAGCUACUUCUCAAGGUGGACGUGGUAAUCAAGGUGGUUCAACUGGUGGUAGACCAUCAAACUCUUACGGGCCACCACAAUCAGGAAAUGGUGGAUUUGGAUCACAGGGUGGUUCAUCAAGACCUUCAAAUUCUUAUGGAGCACCAAAUUCAGGAAACAAUGGAUUUGGAGGUUCACAAGGAGGCCAGGGAAAUAAUUUGAGUGGACGUGGAAGUCAGGGUGGAAGACCAUCAAAUUCAUAUGGAGCACCAGCACCUGGAAAUGGUGGUUUUCAAGGAGGACAGGGUAGACAAAAUAAUCAAGGAGGUGGAUCAAGUGGUGGAAGACCAUCAAAUUCAUAUGGACCACCAGCAUCUGGUAAUGGUGGUUUUGGUUCUCAAGGAGGACAAGGUAGACAAAAUAAUCAAGGAGGUGCAUCACCUUCAAAUUCAUAUGGACCACCAGCAUCUGGAAAUGGUGGUUUUGGAUCUCAAGGAGGACAAGGUAGAGGAAAUAAUCAAGGAGGUGGAUCAAGUGGUGGAAGACCAUCAAACUCAUACGGAGCACCAGCUCCAGGAGGUGGUAACAGUGGUUUUGGAUCUCAAGGAUCAGGACAAGGAAAUAAUUUUGGUGGUAGUCCAUCAAAUUCAUAUGGUGCUCCAGCUUCUGGAAACAAUGGAUUUGGCGGACAAGGAGACGCUUCAGUACCUGGAACAGCUGGACUACCUUUAGAAGGUGAAGGCUAUUCAUCAGGUGGUCCUGGUGGUGCUGGCAAUGGUGGUAGUAGCUUUAACGAUGAAGAAAGCAACGAACCAGCCAAGUAUGAUUUUAAUUACGAGGUCAAAGAUGCUCAAUCGGGUGUUGAAUUUGGGCAAACAGAGACCAGAGAUGGUGAUCAAACAAUAGGAAUGUUCAAUGUACUUUUGGCAGAUGGAAGAAAACAAAUAGUUAAUUAUGUUGCCGAUCAAAAUGGAUUUAAACCAAUGAUAAGAUACGAGGGUGAAGCCAACACUGGUGGUGAUUCUGGAUAUCCAUCUGGAGGGCCAUCAGGUGGUGGUGAUAAUGGAUAUCCAUCAGGAGGACCAGGAGGUGAUUCUGGAUAUCCAUCAGGUGGACCUGGAAAUUCUGGAAAUGGUCAAGGAGGCGGUAAUGAUGGUUAUCCUUCAGGUGGUCCCGGUGGUUAUCCAUCUGGUGGAAAUGGAAAUUUUGGAAAUAAUCAAGGGGCUAGUGGAAAUGACGGCUACCCAUCAGGAGGUCCCAACGGUAAUAGUGGAUUUGGUAGUGACAACGGUUAUCCAUCUGGUGCUCCCAAUGAAAAUAAUAAUGGAAAUAAUGGCAACAGUGGUUUUAGAGAAUCGAACAGUGGUGAAAAUCAGGGAUACUCUUCUGCUCGACCUAACAGUGGUUUUGAAAAUGGAAAUCAAGGUGGUUAUCCAUCAGGAAGCGGUGGUGAUGCAUCCGCAAAUGGUGGAUAUCAAUAUUGAUUUAACUAAAAAUAUUUAAGCUCAAAAAAUAAUAAUUAAAAAAACCAACAAACAAACACUCGCCAUAUAAAUAGAAAAAAAAAGUUCAAAUAUA
Aphidius gifuensis is the source of this 2422-nucleotide messenger RNA. RefSeq names its product pro-resilin-like. NCBI's taxonomy places the organism in Eukaryota, Metazoa, Arthropoda, Insecta, Hymenoptera, Braconidae. The record is from RefSeq and is a predicted model, not a curated record. Bases 271 to 2328 code for a protein of 685 amino acids. The transcript is spliced from 7 exons. Gene Ontology annotation, cellular component: extracellular matrix.